Messenger RNA from Tigriopus californicus, 5034 nucleotides. RefSeq lists its product as uncharacterized. Bases 542 to 3946 code for a protein of 1134 amino acids. The record is from RefSeq and is a predicted model, not a curated record. The transcript is spliced from 2 exons. Gene Ontology annotation, molecular function: protein binding. Lineage: Eukaryota; Metazoa; Arthropoda; Copepoda; Harpacticoida; Harpacticidae.
UCACCUCGUUUGGUGACGAGCGAGACCGAAUGCGCACACCAAACCUAAUCAGAGGGUCCCAAUAAAAAGCAUAAUGCAAUUAUAUAUUCACAUGUUCCAAGACGAAGGGCAUCCCUGGCAUUUCUCAGAGUCCUCUCCUCGACCCACUCUCUCUCACACACUCUCUUUCUCUCUCCUUCUCCCUCUCUCUCUCCACGGAAUGGAUGGAAAGUGAGGACGACGAACGAGGUUGAAAGCCAUUAGAAACUCAGUUGGUUGAGGGCUUUGGUGCCCAGUAGAAGGCCGAUAGGCAUAGCGCAUGUCUUUCCUAGAGAGACGAAUGAAAUCAGACAUAACCUAAAGAAGUGACCCACCAAGCAAGUGAACAACUCAAAAGAAACAAAUCGACCAAAAUCGACAUAAAGGCUAUGCUCAGAGAUUGCAGAAGUCAAUAAAUCCACUUUUCAAUGGAAAUCCCUCGCUGCUCACUUCCUGGACGGACAAUCAAAGCCAUCCCUCGUUCUCGUUCGCUUCGUUGAAAGAAAACCAGCUCCUUCCAGUCAUGUCUUUUCGAGCACCCGGUCAAAGAAACUCGAUCACCUUGGACUCGCUGCCACUCCCAACAGCGUCUUCCUCUCGCCUUGGGCCCAACCUGGGCCAAAGGUCAACGGAAAUGAUUACCUCACAUUUGUAUCGAUGUUACUCCGCGCAAGCGUGGCACUCUUCGGAUCUGACCAUAGUCUGUGAAGAUGGGACUCUCCCGGCUCAUCGUCUGGUCUUGGCAGCCGCCUCACCACAAUUUCUCAGGCCUUUGUUGAGCGAGGAUUUCCAGCGAGGCGACCAGGAACAAUCCCAUCUCAUUUGUCCCGAGAUCAAGACGGGUGAGAUGGCCCAGGUUUUGGCACUGAUCUACACGGGCGCGUUUGUCUUGCGAGCUCGGAAAGAGGAUCAACCAGCUAACGAGUACGAAGACUGCGUGGAUUUGGUCGCCACAUUAGGCAUCCCCAUUGAAGAGUUUGUUUUAGAAAAAGUGCCCAGAUCUAUGCCCGACGAAGCCAAUGGGGCAAUUCAAGACACCAUAACGGGAAUAAGAGUGCUGGGCUCCAAGUCAUCGAAUGCCACUCCCUCACCCACGUUAACGAAGCGAGUAGGUCAUGCGUCGGACUUGGAAUCCGCUUACACAGACUCGCCGCUGCUGAGACGAAACCUCGAAGGUCACCAAGAGCGGGAACAAGAUCCACCAGGAUUGCUGGAUUCAUUGCCAAGACAGUACAUGGAAAAGAAGAACCAUUUGCCUUAUCGCCAAUCUCCAGCGGAGGACACGCCUCCCGUUCCCGUGUCUGCCACUGCCAUCAUUAGUCAGCGUGACUCUGGUCAGAUCUCCCGUGGUGCUGGUGGGGCCCUCCUCAUUGUUCAGUACAAGAGAGGCCAGAGCAAACUUAGUCGUUUGGCUCUCGAGCACGACAAUAACAAUGGCCAAGGCAAAAACACCUCGGAUAAAGCAAUUUUUGAUUCCCCAAGGGACUCUCAGGGUCUUCGCCAUGAACUCAGCUCAAUGAUCGACGAAUUAGCUCAUCCCAUUUCAAAUUCGAGUCGCAUGGCUGAAAAGCGAUACGCAAUUCUGACUCCCCAGAGCUCAAUCACUUCCUUGUAUUCCAAUAGCUCAUCGGUUUCCGACUUUGAGAGUGGCAUAGGAUCUGAUACUGCUUCCAGCAUUGGCGAAGAAGAGAAUCCGAGCAAUACGAAUGUUUCCCACGGCCUACCUUCAGAUCACGCCAAUGCGACUACGUCUACUUCUUCAUCAUCACCACCAUCCUCUUUCUCCCAUAUUCAAGUAACGGAUCCCUUUGCUGGACUUGAUCAAGGAUCAGUCAACCCUUGUCUCUUAACCAACGACGACUCAAUGCUCACCAAUUCAAUGCCCGAAGAUGCCGACCUUAACACGGCCAUGGAAACAAAUCAAAAUGGCGAGGACGAGAUCCAGUACAAAUGUGAGUUAUGUGGAGAGCGAUUCCGUUUACUCGAAUUUCUGCAACAUCAAACUCUCCACAAGGAUGAUGCGCCCUAUCAAUGUUCAAAUGAGAACUGCCUCAAGAAAUUCAAGACUCAAUCCGAGUUCCGCGCUCAUCGCCGGGUGGCUCAUAAGUCUUUAAUGAGCCCCUAUAAAACUUUCUCGAGCUCAUUGUCCAUGCCCCUCGGUUUGGGCGCAAGCCCCGCACAGGCCCCUUCAACUGGGAAUCUGGGCUCAAGACCUGAAGACAGCUUCAAAUCAUUGGAUUCCCGCCGCGGACCCAUCGCAGUGUGCUUCAGCUCACAACCAAAGACGGACACCUCCAACAGUUCUGUUUCGCAAUGCAGUACUAGUGGCAAUUUCAUCUGCCCAUUCUGCAGUACGAGCUUUCAUGACCUUGGCUUACUUCGCACUCAUUUGCACACUCAUACCGCAACAACGACCCUGAUGGGGAAGAUCACCAGUCUGGGCUCUAACCCCGAAAAGUCGGUCAUUGUAGGUACCAAUAUGGGCGGGGCCAGUGCAUUACGUUCCAAAGCCCACGGCCCCAUCCAUUACCAGUGUCAUUUAUGCCCUCGACACGAUUUCAAGUCACCUGAUGAGCUCAAGAGCCAUCUCAUCGAGCACAAGCUUCCCAAGUCUUUGGCCAAGGGGAUCUUCACUUGUCGCAUGUGCAGCACUGCCCACGUAACAUGGGAAGUGUUUGCCCAACAUUUCCUCUCCACACAUGGGUCGGUUCCGCGAGUCGUUCUCAAGUACAAAUGCGUCCCGUGCGGCCUUUCAUUCAACUCUCGAUCGGACUACUUGACGCACAACAGCACUAAACAUGCCUCGGCCAUUGGUGCCAUUGGAAGGCCAAUCGAAGAAAAGGCCAAUGAUAUUGCGUGUUCCACUGAUUCCCCUGCUUGCGGAAUUGAGGGGGCUGAUCGUUAUCCCAACCCAGACAAGACCAUGGAUUCCGAUUACUCGAAUUCGACAAAUUCGAAAACCUUGAAUAUAAAGAAGGCAGCUGGUGCGGCCGACAAGACUGAUGGCGAAAUUGAUUGCCAAGUGUGCUACCGUUCUCAUGUCAAGGGACUCUCGUGCGUUCCCCGAAAGCAGUGCGAAAUUUGUCGAACGUUGUUCAAGUCGGCCAAAUCUUACAAACGACACAUGGACCAAUGCCAUCGCUCCAAUGGCCCUAAGCAUUUUUGCAAGAUCUGUUCUAGAGCCUUCAAGCGUUCCGACAACCUCGCUGCCCACUAUAGAGCAGUUCACUACGGAGUUAAACCCAACAAAUGCGCCGAUUGUGGCAAGGGAUAUCGCACAAAGAACGAGUUAGCCAAGCACAAAGGCACUUGUCACAAAACCCAUCCGAUCACACCACAAGUGGGCCUGAUGGUCUCUCCUUCUCCGCAGUCUCCAGAACAGGCGAAACUCCAUCGGCAUCAGAGCCACCACCACCAACACCACCAACAGGAACAACAACAAAACCCGCCAGAACAACACAUGGAUGGUUUCCAACGGCUACCUUUGUUGGGACAGUUCGAGUCUGAUCCCUGUGUCAUCUACCGACAUGAAGGAGUCGGUCAAGGCAAUAAUGACAGCAACAAUAAUAAUGAUAAUAACAACAAUGAGGACGGUGACCCGAAUAAUUUGCAUAACAAUACUCCCGCUGAUAUUCUUCUUGAUCAUCCACCUCCUCAUAAUAAUGAUGAUAGGAAUCAUAAUGGUCGCAGUGACAGUGUUAGUAACGGUGAGUGUAACCAGCUUUCUUCCACCGAAACUCUUCUAAACGACGAGGAGAGAUUAGCUUCCAAAUACUUGAACGAUGUGAUCUUGAAUCGAGAUGACGCUGCUGAAGACGAUGACGAUACUGACGAUCUGCUCAAUCACAUGAAGCCCCAUUUUGAAGACAUGGGCGAUUUCGAUGAUAUUUUUAAGGCCACUACGCAAAGUUUAGUAGGCUCCAUCUAAUUAGGACAAUUGUUGUUACCGUCUGAGACGUAGACUGUUCGUUCAUCAUUAGUACUUCAUGAUUCACUCAAAACUCAUCCAGACUUUGUUAGAUUGUACAGCUUUCCUUCCCGCACAUUACUUUUGGACAAUGACAACAACACCCAGUUCUAGAUCAAAUUUCUUCCCCUUUGAAUCAUUUGUUAGUGAUAAAUCGAAUCAUAUUCUCGCUGCUUCUUACGAUGACGACAAUUCAACAACCCCUUUUGUGAUGAUGAACCGUGUAGUUGUUCCCUCUUCAACUUUUUCCUCAACAACGAUCUCUUCCCUUAGUCACAAGUCAAGUUCUACGUGCAUUUGAAAUGCCUCAUUCCCAGCAACUCUUUAAAGCCAUACAUGACUGGAAACACAUAUCUCACAUCUGGCCAGUCGAAUAACUGAUUUGCUCACUAAAACAAUAACAACGGCUGAUUGUGCUGGACUUGUCAGUUUAACAACAUGAUAACGAAGCCAGUAGAAAUUUGAAAGAAGACAUGGUAAGGAAUCCCCGCAACAAAAACCUCCGAGCUGCAGAGCUACAGAAAUAUGUACUCUACAGUAUAGCGUUUUUAAUGAGUAAAAGAACAACACUACAAUAUUCAUUCAAAUUAGUACCUUCAAAAAAAGCAACCUGUACUUCCCGUUUUUCCAAGAAGAAUUCAAACUCUUUAAUCCCGAGUCCUUGACCGGGACGUGCUUCUCUCAUCCUUGUACAAGAUUCAAGAGUUAACCGAUGACGCACUUGUUGAUUAGAGCCACACACACUACCCAAUCCUCAAACACAUUCCUAUCUUCCAAGCGCUUUAUUCUCACCUCCAAAAGGUCUCUAUAUAUUUCUGCUCAAUCAUUCCCAUUGUCCGAUUGAUAGGUUUAUGGAAUAACUUCUGAUCAACUCUUUAUCAUUAUAUAACAUUGUUUCGUUGACAUAAUGAAAAUAUACCACUUCCAAGUAUCAAAAUAAAGACUUCGGCCAAAAAGCGACAGGUUAUUUACACACAUAGAUGCAAAACACAAUGACCGCAAUGGUCCUGCCCCUCUGCUUCUUUGCUUAAAUCUUAUGUUAAGUCAUU